Molecule: messenger RNA, 2863 nt
Organism: Patella vulgata (common limpet)
Lineage: Eukaryota; Metazoa; Mollusca; Gastropoda; Patellidae
Exons: 3
Coding region: 571-1614 (347 amino acids)
Source: RefSeq, a predicted model, not a curated record
UAAGAUAAUCAAUUUAUUAUAUGGCAGGUUAUUUGUUUGAUGUUGAUUAAUAGUAAAACAAAAGAAUGAUGACAAGUAAUGAUUGUAUGGUGUAUUAGGAAAUCCUUGGAGAUUAGAAUCAUACAAGAAUCAAAUAGAAAUAUUAUGAAAAGGAAUAAGCUUGGUGCAGAAAAAUCAAGCAGCAAAACUCAGGGUCUUUAUUCAAACAAAAACGGUUUUAUAUUACAUAAUUAACGAUUUUUGUCUGAGAGGGUAUUGAAGGAAUGUGUGUGGUAGUUUGAAGUGUUAACUUUGAAAGACGCGGAAGGGCUGAAACAGGAAUCAAUUUCUCAUAAUUAGAUCGCGAUAAUUUUUCUGGAGUAUUCACACGGGAAACUUCUUAAAGAGGUCUAUCCUUUGAAUAAAUAUGUUAUUAAGUGGGCCAGUUUGAAAGAAACUUGGAUUUCCAGAAGCUUUAGUCAAGAAAAAUGUUUUGACGUUUUGGUUCGGUGCUUUGUUUUUUAUUCUCCUCUGUGUUUUGCGGCAUGUGGUAUUUUCUAUUAACUUGAAACAUAAAAUUGUCAAGCUAAAAUGAAAUCACUUGUGAUUGCGUGUUGGAUAAUUAUGACUACGGCCAAGGUGGACUCGAACUCUGAGACUAUACUAGAUGAUUACAUAGUCUGUAAGAAUCAUUAUGCUGGAAGUAGAAUACAGAAAACGACCUACACUAAAAGAAGGAUUUUAUGUGCCAUGUAUUGUAGUCGCUUUAAAUGGUGCCGAGCUGUUACUAUCUAUAAAGAAUCCCCAACCCGUCAUCAAUGUAAUCUACACGAUGGUAUCUAUGGUCUAGAAUGUAACAGUUUUCCUACGGUGGAGACAAUCCAAGUCCGCAUGUUAAUCAAGAAGGAUAAUGAAUCAAGUCCUCUAGAAAAUGGAUGUUAUAAUGGUGCCUCACGUGAUGGUUCUGGGUGUGUCUGUAGACUUGGAUUCGCUGGCGCCACAUGUGAAAGAUAUAUUUAUGAUUGCAAGGAAGGGAAGGACCUUGGUAUAUCGAAUUUGGGUAUUUUGGCAUUCAUGGUCAAACCAAUGAACUCGGAGUUUGCUUUCGAGAUUCUUUGUAAUUCUGUGUUUGGUAUGUCAAUCUUGGUGGCCAGACGAUUCAAUUUGAACACAAAUUUCGUCAGAACCAUGAACGAGUACAAAUAUUCCUUUGGUUAUGGUGAAGACUUCUGGUGCGGACUCGAAGGCAUGCACGCUCUACUAAAUCAACCUGGCACGGAAUUCAAACUUCAGAUUUACUGUUACCCGUAUUCUGAUACUGCGGAAUUUAGCGUCUUUUACCAUGACUUUAAAGUUGGUGGUGAAGCUAAACAAUAUGCUAGUAGGAAUACAGGGAUGUAUCCCGCUCCAGACAACAGCGAUGGUCUCGGCGCCGGAAAGGGUCCCAUGCCCUUCUGUGCCUAUGACGAGAGGGGAUCUUGUCCUGGUCAACCUCCAGGAACUGAUGGAGGCUGGUGGUAUACCCUAAAUAAUACAGCUUAUUCAUUAACUUCUAAAGAUCGUCCUAAAUGGCCAUAUGAUGGUAAUCUUGUCCAGUGCUCCUACAUAAGCAUGCAAGUCGAAAAAAUUGUUUAAAACUGAUCAAAUAUAUUUUACUUAUCUAAAUUUUAAAAAAUAAGGACUGAAUGUCGACAACAUAAAGCCUUGUACCAUUCUUAUUUUUUUUCAUUUAAUCAAACAAAACGUCAUAUUAUGAUAUGACCAAAUUCAAACUGUCCAACCCCUACCAACAUGAUCUAAAACCAAAAAUGUUUGGAUGAAAUCUUUGAAGUAGUUUAUGAGAAAGUCUCAAAUACCUAAAUGUGCCCAAUCAAGGUACCGUGCCCUGACAUACCCCAACUCCACAGGUUCAUGCAACUGUGGUUCUAUAAAUUUGAAUAAGCAUAAAUGCGUCCGGUUGAGUUGAAUAUGCAUGGAGGAGUCAUACGCCUGCCAUUAUCUAAAGUUGUGUUUUCACUGUCGAAUUUUUGCCAGAAAGACAUCGGAUUUUGAUGUUCUCCAAUUUGCCAACUAAGAAUUAAUGGUUUACACGUGGAAGUUGAAGUCAGUUUGUAAGAUUGGAUGAUUUUCAGAAGUAUAGCCUGUUCUUUUUGGCUCGAAGUAAUGUAAUAGUUAGUAUUUUAUUGUAAAUUUUAAAUCUUAUAAUCCCUCUUGUUGUUUUAAAGAUUAUUCUAAACGCUACCUUAAUUAGAUGAAUUCUGGUAUAAGCUGUAUUAGAGUAUUAGCAAGUAUUGUGAGGGCUGCGUCUUAAGUUACAAACAAUAAACUUUAAUUAGUGUUUAACUAAAUUGGUUGCUAUAAACUAGUUGCUAGGAAUGCAUAAUGUAGCUAUAAAAGGAAGACAUCUAGUAGAGUCCUCAUAAACUUGCUAUACAUCUAAUACAGUGUUUGUUUCAUUUUAAGACUUAUAACCAGAGAACUUUAGCUUUUACAGUAACAUCGUGAGAUAAAUUUGAUUGUGCUCUGACCGGUUGUGGCGAGAUAAAAGUUCCGAUGCGUUACAUAAAGCUUGCAAAGCACUAUAAGUGCUAUAAACAUCUGGUCUCUUCAUAAAACUUUAUUUGUAAAUGAGCUAAAUGCUCUGAAUGUUUCUUAUUCACUCGGUGUUAUACCAGUUAAAAUUACCGGGAAUUAAGGAAAGUCAUUUUCUAUCGACCCUCCUAACAACUUUUCAGAAGAAUAUUAAAUGUGUCUGUCAAUUUGAUUUAUUCUGGAAUUGUUAAUUCUUGCUUAUGUAACCAUUCCUCACUACAUAGCCUGCAUUCUAAUAAAUUGUAUCAAUUAAAUUUAAUAAAUGAAUUGGAAAUAAAACGGUCAUCAUAAC